Molecule: messenger RNA, 528 nt
Organism: Geodia barretti
Lineage: Eukaryota; Metazoa; Porifera; Demospongiae; Tetractinellida; Geodiidae
Source: the annotation of a GenBank genome assembly
AUGAAAUACAAACUCCUGGUUGCAGGACUGGCGGCGCUGACCGUUACGUCGUUCGUGGCGUGCGGCUCCCCCGCGGCUUCGGAACCAUCGAUUCCCCAGCAGCCCACCGAAACCAGGUCCGAACCGAGCGGGGCCGCGGUGCAACCUGCCGCGACCGAUCCGGCUCCUCCGCCGGCGCAAGCCGCGACCGCGACUGAAGGCCCCUCGGCGCCGACAAAGACGGCGACCGCAACUGCUGCCGUGGCGUCCACACCAACGGACGUUCCGGCAACCGACCCGCCUACGACAGCGGUGACCACCACAGCCACGCAACCGGCUGCCACCGAAAUUCCCACGUCACCGGCAGCGACCAACACGACGGAGCCGGAACCAAUGGCUGCCGAGGCGCCGGCGGUUGAUGUCGGGACCCAGGUCGGGGAGACACCGCCGGCAUUCGCGAUGGACCGGUCUGACGGAUCCCGGAUCGAGUCGGGAGAAAUCGUGGGUACCGGCCGACCGGUCUUCAUGAUGUACUUCGCGACCUGGUGA